This is a messenger RNA of Rubroshorea leprosula, 2190 nucleotides long. The record is from the annotation of a GenBank genome assembly. NCBI's taxonomy places the organism in Eukaryota, Viridiplantae, Streptophyta, Magnoliopsida, Malvales, Dipterocarpaceae.
CUCUGCUGGCUUAUCACUAUCUCUUUCCCCAUCUCCGGCGAAGGCUCAGACCAACUUCGGCACAAAUCCGACUGCAGUAUGGGUUUUGCUCCAAUUAUUCGCAGUUCCAUUGCCAGAAAGCUGCUGCUUUCUUCAAGACCCAACUCCACAAUGUUAUCUUCCUCAUGGGUCUUGACUGAUCGGAGUAGAUCCUUGUUUGACCUUGCUGCCAAUGACAGCAGUGAUGGGAUUGGCAAGAAUCGGAGGAGCUUCUCGUCGUUGGCUGGGUACAACGUGAGCUCAGGUGGGUACAUGCGUGGGACUGUGUUCUGGGAACCCAAUAAGCCACUCACCAUUGAAGAAUUUCAUAUGCCUCGGCCUAAAGCUGGAGAGCUUCUCAUCAAAACCAAAGGCUGUGGAGUGUGUCACUCUGACCUUCAUGUUAUAAAAGGUGAAAUUCCAUUUUCUAGUCCAUGUGUUAUUGGGCACGAGAUAACUGGGGAAGUUGUUGAGCAUGGGCCCCUCACAGACGGCAAAAUCAUACAAAGAUUUCCAAUUGGAUCCCAAGUGGUCGGAGCGUUCAUCAUGCCUUGUGGAAACUGUUCCUACUGUUCAAAGGGCCAUGAUGAUUUAUGUGAAGAUUUUUUUGCUUAUAAUCGGGCUAAAGGGACUCUCUAUGAUGGGGAAACUAGGCUGUUCUUGCGUAGUAGUGGAAAACCGGUGUACAUGUAUAGUAUGGGAGGCCUCGCCGAAUACUGUGUCAUCCCAGCAAAUGCUUUGUCCAUUUUGCCAAGCUCACUGCCUUACACUGAAUCUGCCAUUCUAGGCUGUGCUGUAUUUACUGCUUAUGGGGCCAUGGCACAUGCAGCUGAGGUCCGCCCUGGGAAUUCUGUGGCUGUGAUUGGAAUAGGAGGAGUUGGUUCAAGUUGUUUGCAGAUAGCAAGGGCAUUUGGUGCCUCUGAUAUAAUUGCUGUAGAUGUUCAGAAUGAUAAAUUGCAGAAGGCUAAGACUUUUGGUGCCACUCAUACCAUAAAUGCAAAACAAGAAGAUGCUGUUGAAAGGAUUAGAGAAAUAACUGGAGGAAUGGGUGUGGAUAUUGCUGUGGAAGCCUUGGGAAAACCACAGACAUUUUCACAGUGUACACAAAGUGUAAGAGAUGGUGGAAAAGCAGUAAUGAUUGGGCUUUCACAGGCAGGGGCUGUAGGUGAAGUGGACAUAAACCGUCUUGUUCGUAGAAAGCUGUGGUAUAAACUUUCUUGCAAUAAUAUCAUGGAGCAGAUACAAGUCAUUGGCUCCUAUGGAGCAAGAGCCAGGCAGGAUCUACCCAAGUUGGUAAGACUAGCAGAAACAGGAAUCUUCAAUCUUACCGAUGCUGUUUCACGAAAAUACAAAUUUGAGGAGGGAAACCAAGCAUUUCAGGAUCUCAACCAAGGAAUCAUUGUCAGUCGAGGUGUGGUUGAGAUUAUGUAGUUUUUCUCAUAAUCAGUUCUUAAUGUCUGUUCCAACUUUUAUUCAAGGCACAUACAUGGAUGUCUUGAAUUUGGCAUGUUUUGCUUAAUUAUUGAGUUCAGGAUCAUUUGACUCUUAUGAUCCAGGAUUGUUCACUUAUGAUUGUUGUCAUAAUGCUGCAAUCUCCCUUCAAACCAUUGUCAUAUAGAGUAUUAUUCUGCCAAAGGUUAAAGCAAAUGCCACUUUUUUUUUUUUCUAUUUACUUUUAUUUUCUUCCUUUUUUCUUUCACCUUUGCUUGUAAUUCAACUUACAAUUCCGGAAUGUUGAACAGGAAGACCAUCAUGGUAAAAAUUGUUCUGUGCACCGUCCUAUAGGCCAUGUUCUAGUUAGAACAUUCUGGGGGAAUUGCCAUCCUUGAAAGGUGCUGCCCGCUUACCCCUGGAAUCUGCUGCAACGUAUUUUUCUCAACUAAAGAUGACAUUUCCCCUGUAAGUCCUUUUCGGUUUGGACCCCAGUUACUAGAAAAUUGUCUAUUAACUAUCAUGUUUAGUCUGCGACUGGUGCACGGCACUUUCUGGGGACCAUAUUUUUCUCCCAAAAUGAGCUAACCAAACACAGCCUAGGUUAUUACAUUUCAUAGCAAUCUUUUGUAUGAUGAGCUGCUCUUUUCGGCCAAGGUAAUCUGACUCAUGAAACUUUGAAAUCCUUCUCUACAUUCCUAUAUAAAAAAAGGGGUUUGUCUAUAAAGCAAUUAUUAGUUA